Rotaria socialis is the source of this 3555-nucleotide messenger RNA. NCBI's taxonomy places the organism in Eukaryota, Metazoa, Rotifera, Eurotatoria, Philodinida, Philodinidae. The record is from the annotation of a GenBank genome assembly.
AUGGAAAAAAGCAACAUACAAACAGAUAGAUCCUGUAUUUUCAAACCAGAUGGGCGGUCACAACGACCAUCAACAUCGUCAACAUCGUUUGAAAUAGUCGAACAACAGCAUAGAAAUAGUAAUUAUUUUAUGAAUCAAAUACCCAACAACAACAACAACAACAACAAUAAAGGAAAAUCAAUUCAUGAAUGUAUCAUCGAUCAUACAUAUAAUAAUACUAAGGAUCAUGCAAGAUUAACAGCUGAUUGGUCAACACCGGGUGUACCUACAGCCACUAUGGAUAAUAAACAUUAUUUUGGUCUUUAUUUAAUUCGCAUUAAACAUGGUUUAGUUCUUUUUUCGUUAUUUCUUACGGCUUUUCAAAGCCUCAUAUAUUUCUUAAUAGCUGUUUUUUCUGAAAAACCUUAUUUCUCUCAAUUUGUUCUUGAAAUUCUCGGUUUUAUUGGAAUAUUUUUUCUAUCCAUUAUCUUUAUUUUAUUACUUCAUCGUGAAAAAUUUUUCCAUACUCACGUCUAUGUAUCAUGUUUAUCAAUAUGGUUCUUAUUAACAUCAUUCGCAAUCAUACCAAUUAUUCUACAACAAUAUACAUCCGUUAUACGAUUAAUGGGCAUUGUUACAUUUUCUAUUAUUACUAUACAUACAACAUUACCUGUACCACGAUUGUGGACUAUCCUAAUGGCUUUCACUACAUCUGUCAUUCAUUUGAUGCUUGUCAUACGUACACAUAAUAUUCAAGAUCCAAAUAAUCGAUCUCAUAAAAUGGAAUAUAAACUUGAGUUCAUUUGUCUUUCAUUAUUCUUUGUUGCGUGUAAUGUAUUCGGAUUAUGCCAUCGUUAUUUAACUGAUAUACAUCAAAGAAAAAGUUAUCAUAAUACGAUGCGUUGCAUUGAAGCUCGUUUACGACUUGAACGUGAAAAAGAACAACAAGAGAAAUUAAUUCUUAGCGUGAUUCCAGCGCAUAUCGCGUUAAGUAUGAAAUCGGAAAUGUUACGCAAAGUAAAGGAAACAGCAAAGUAUCAUAACAUUCAAUCACGUGAUUAUGAUGAUCAAUGUUUGAAUACAAAAAAAAUCAAUACACGUAAAGCAGCGUUUCAUGAUUUAUAUAUAAAAAAACAUGAAAACGUUACUAUACUCUAUGCUGAUAUUGUGAAUUUUACGCCGUUAUCAGAAAAAUUUACUCCACCAGAACUUGUGCAAAUACUGAAUAAACUUUUUGGAAAAUUUGAUCAACUCGCACAAGAAUGUGAUUGUAUGAGAAUAAAAAUUUUAGGUGAUUGUUAUUAUUGUGUUAGUGGUUUGCCGAUAAGUCGACCGAAUCAUGCGACUAAUUGUGUACGUAUGGGUUUAAAGAUGAUUGAAGAUAUUAAAUUAGUACGUGAAGCAACCGGUGUUAAUGUUGAUAUGCGUAUUGGUAUUCAUACUGGACGCGUAUUAUGUGGUGUAUUAGGCCUUAAAAAAUGGCAAUAUGAUACUUGGUCGGAUGAUGUGACUUUAGCUAAUCAUAUUGAAGCGGGUGGCGUACCAGGUCGUGUUCAUAUUUCUGAAAGUACAUUACUUCAUCUUGGUAAUGAAUACGAAGUUGAAGUAGCCAAUGGGCAUGAACGUGAUACUUAUAUCGCCAAAUUAGGUAUAAAAACAUAUUUUAUUAUUCCGCGAGAAGUUCCGAAUAAUCAAAAUUCAUUGACGAUGAACGGUGUUGAUACACGUAAAUCGGGUAAAAAGAUACAAAAAUUAUUGGAUACAUGGUCGAAUGAAACUCCAUUUUCUAUACAGCAACUUGCUGAUAAUGACAAAUCGGAUGCAGCAAAAAGUUUUAUACUUCUUGAAGAUAGUUUAAAACCAUUAGCAGCUUCAUUAACUUGUUUUCGCCAACAUCAUAGUCUAAAUGAUCUCGAACCGUUGACAUUAAGUUUUCAAAAAGAAAGCGAAACAACAAAUAAAACGCUCGAUGACGAUGAAGAAAAUCGUAAAGCUAGCGAAAGUUUAUUUCGUUCAUUACCUGAAUUACGCUAUCGUUAUUAUGUUGUUAAUGCGGCUUGUAUUUUUUGUGCUAUUGUGAUUAUUCAAGCAUUGAUAUUUGAAAAAAAUGCUCUUUAUCUCGUUCUGGUCAUUUGUGGUUUAUGUGCAUUUGGUAUAGCAGCAUUAUUUUGUCUUCUAGACAUUUCAAAAAUAAAGCGUGAUAAUCAUCGUUCGUUACUAGACCAAUCAAUUUAUUUAGUAACACAUUAUUAUUUUGCUCGUUUACCUGUGAGUCUUAUGUUAAUUAUUAUUUGUAUUCUAACACCAUUUGCUGUAAUAUGGCCAUCAACAAUGGAUACUGUCGAAUCCCUUGAAAAUACAACAGCAAUAAACAGUGAUAUAUUACUGUCAGCAUCGAAUCUUUCGUUUGCACAAAAUCGUUUUAAUCAAACUAUUCUGAUACCAACUCAUGCAAUUAAUAGUUUAUCAUCUUUAACAAACUCAGUAUUAUUUCAAUUGUGUCCUCAUUUUGAAUUCCAUAUAUUACUAAUUCAAUUGGCUCUACUAACUGUUUCUUCGUUCAUGCAUCUUUAUUUUCUAUUCAAAGCACUGAUUAUGAUUAUUGUAGUAACGAUCUAUGUGUUUUAUUCAUAUCAAUCAAAUAUUUAUAAUAUUAUCUCAGACAGCUACGGUGUAAAAAGUAGCACAAUACUUGUAGAAACAACGGUUGAAGUUAUUUUUUUUAUUCUUCUACUAAUUGGUCUUGAUCGACGGUUUGAAUAUAUGAGUCGAUUGGAUCUAUUGUGGACAAUAAAAUUUCAAAAUGAAAAACAGGAGGUCGAAACAGUAAGCACUAUUAGUCGAUUGUUAUUAGAAAAUAUUCUACCAAAACAUGUAGCAGAAAUUAUUAUUAAAGAAAAUAUGAGUCAGGGUCUUUAUCAUGAAAGUUACGAUAAUGUUGUUGUUUUGUUUGCAUCGAUACCUAACUUUAAAGAAUUCUAUGUUCAAUCGGAUGUUAACAAUGAUGGAUUAGAAUGUUUAAGAUUACUCAAUGAGAUCAUUGCUGAAUUUGAUAAGCUAUUAGAUAAAAAUAAAUUUAGUUGUGUAGAAAAAAUUAAAACUAUUGGCCAUACUUAUAUGGCAGCAGCUGGACUCAAUCCAGGUGUUGAACAUCGUAUGACUAGAGAGCGGUACAAUCAAAAUAUUGUUGCACUUGCGGAAUUUGCUUUUGCUAUGAUUGCAGUACUUGAAGGAAUCAAUCGAGAUUGUUUUAAUGAUUUCAAAUUACGUGUUGGCAUGUGUAAUGGUCCUCUUGUUGCUGGAAUUGUUGGUGCCAAAAAACCUCAAUAUGAUAUUUGGGGUAAUACAGUAAAUGUUGCUUCCCGUAUGGAUAGUACUGGUGUCGUUAGUUGCAUACAUGUUCCUGAAGAAACACAACGAGUCUUAUUUGAACAUGGUUAUCCAUGCGAAUGUCGUGGCCCAAUUUAUGUAAAAGGUAAAGGUAAUAUGACAACAUAUCUAGUUCGACCACGUGGUUAUAUGAUGCCAUUGUCAAGUUCAAAUCUUUCAUCUAUAGGGAAUACAUCCAAUAAAUGA